Molecule: messenger RNA, 1324 nt
Organism: Benincasa hispida (wax gourd)
Lineage: Eukaryota; Viridiplantae; Streptophyta; Magnoliopsida; Cucurbitales; Cucurbitaceae
Gene: TIC22-IV
Product: Tic22-like family protein
Biological process (GO): protein transport
Cellular component (GO): chloroplast
Source: RefSeq, a predicted model, not a curated record
UUUGUCAAUAUCCCAUAAAUUUUGGACAAAAUAAAAACUCAGAGCCACGGAAGAAUCGGGGGUUUCUCGUGGCGAUGGAGAUCCCAAAACCCUACCCGCAUUCGAAUCCUCUGCUAUCCGUUUCUUCUUUCAUCCGCCAUCACUGUACCAGACUCGGAGCCGAGCUUUCCAAUCGUCUUGAAGACACCAAACGCUUUGCCGGAACUCUUGCCAGAAGAUGGCCGGCGGAGGCUAAUUGGCGAUCAUUCCCCACACCAGCUUUCGCGUCCCUUGCGCAGCACACUCAUGCCUUGGCUGCCACUCUAAGCUCCGACCAAGUGGCUAAGUCCCUCGUUGGCACGGCGGUCUACACUGUUAGCAAUUCAAACAACGAGUUUGUGCUCAUUUCUGAUCCCAAUGGUGUCAAGUCAAUUGGGUUGCUGUGCUUCCGCAAGGAAGAUGCGGAGACCUUUUUGGCUCAGGUCCGAUCGAGGAAAAGAGAACUAAGAAGUAAUGCCAAGGUUGUCCCAAUUACCCUUGACCAGGUAUAUAUGUUGAAAGUUGAAGGUAUUGCAUUCCGCUUUUUGCCAGAUCCUAUUCAGAUCAAGAAUGCGUUAGAGCUUAAAGCUUCGGAUACCAGAAGCAGUUUUGAUGGAGUUCCUGUUUUUCAGUCUGACCUUCUGAUCGUGAAAAAGAAAAACAAGCGUUAUUGUCCUAUAUACUUUACUAAGGAAGAUAUAGAAAAGGAAUUGUUGAAGGUCUCAAAGGCAUCAAGAGGAUUAGGAACUUCUCAACAUAUUAUGGUUGGUAGUUUGGAAGAUGUUCUUAAGAAAAUGGAGUUGAAUGAAAAGAAUUCAGCCUGGGAAGAUCUGAUUUUCAUUCCACCUGGCAAAAGCCACUCUCAACACAUUCAAGAAGUGGGCAAAGCAUGACAUAGGCUGUGAAUUCAGCCAACAGAUUACACAAGAAGAAUGGAGGAGCAUGGAGAGUACUGAUUCAACCAACUGAGACAUCACAAUGGAUCUGAUUCAUCAGACAUUAUGGAGAGCAUAAUGCCUUCUCGUUCACGUCAAGGAGGUUAGCGAAAACGUUGCGGCUGGAUCUCUCAGAUGUGUUGAGUUUGAUUUUAUUUCUGUAUAGCCUCUCUGCUUGACUUUGUUUUUUUUCUGUAGAUUAGAAUCAAUGUAAUUUAGCUUUUGAAAUGGUUACCGAUUCCUAAGGCGACUGUCCCAUUUUGCUCAGCCUUAUGUUGCCAAAAUACUAUAGGACGGUUAUUUAUGUGGGAAGGAAAUCUGACCGUAUAUUGCAGUGGAGAUAUGAACGAACUUAUCAACUUUUGAGAUAA